CGAAGUUCUUCUCAUGGCUACAGCGAACUCGAGGAGACAACAAAGCACUGGCUGCACCGAGAGCAAUAAUAAGUCUGCUAACGUACAGAGCGGCUGACAAUUUUAUCGCUUGUUCCUGCUCUGAGACUGGAUCAACGCAGCUGCAUAUUCGGCUGCCCCAAUCCAUUUACUCAUCUCUGAUUCCAGCUCCAGGCAGCCGUCAUCCAAACCAACAAACGUCUCGGCAUCCCAACACCCGCCAGGACAGAUCAGCGCCAGGUAUUCCACAUCUCGAGUCUCAACGCUUCGAGCUUCCGCUCCAUCUGAUUCAAAUAUAAAUGGAAAUCAUCAUGGACAAUCCAGGACACCUGCUUCGCAUCCCACAAGGACUACGAGAUAAAAUCUUGGGCCUCGUCUUACCUACUGUGGCAACAGCACCGGAAGUUAUCAUGCUUGCAUCAUCUCUCCCUCAUCGCUUCCAGUAUCCGAAUCUCACUCUCUUACAGAACAACCUGGGAUAAUAGUGAUGACCACCGCCAAGAAGAACACUGCAACCAGUCCUUCCAUUCCAACAGAUGCAAAUACGAAGGAGCCAUUUCCUCGCCAAGUGGUAUCCCUACACUGGAUGUCAAUCGACAAUUGAGACAUGAAACUUUGAGACUCAUGAAGCAUUUGGGGUUGCCUGAGAGGAGAAACUAUCAUUUAGAUAUUAUGGUUGUUAAGGAGGACGAGCUAUGGUGAGUUUCAGAAUGAGAUGUAUUUGAAAAGUUUUUAGAGAUGGGCUCGCAGAGCAAAGCUGACUGUGAAAAAAAUAGGCCAACUUGGCUUUAUGUCCCAGCUGUGACAACAAGAGUCAAUGAAUUGGUCGCAACGAUUCGCAUCUGUGGCCUGCCUGGAGAAAACUAUCGGUAUGGAUUUUGUCAGGCCGAUGGUGGGCCGCCUCGCAUAAUAUGGGCGUUCUGGAAUCUCCUUACUUCUUUUCUGAAUGGAGGACCUCGUGCGCGCGAGAUCAAGCAUGAUGUUGAAGCCAGUAUCAAGAGCCUAGUUAUCGAUAUCAGGACUCCAGAUGUGCCUAUAGAGAUGAUUGCACCUAUUGAAGUCAAGAUUGAAGGCGAACCUUACCUAGGAUACUAUUCUUACGUAUAUAAAGGGCUGCAGAGAUUGCGUGAAGACACUGGAACUCCGUAUGUGAUGAAUCCGACGAUGCUGGUCGAGUUCCUGAGCCGCCAUAUGUGGAACCUUCUCGGUAUGGCAUAUCACACAGCAUCAUAUGGAGGUAUUGUCUAUGAGAGGAUAGGCAGCAUAAGAUUCACAGUUGAUGGAGAGCUCUACAAGGAAUAUGACCUCGCCGAAGAACUUGCGAACCUCCAGUUCCAUGACUCUUUCGGGAACUCUCCUCGCGAAGAACGCCCUGCUGUUUUCAAGGCGUGGAAAGAGAAUGCAUAUAAGAUAAGGGAGGCCUUUGACUUGAAGACAAUCCCUGCUGUUGAGACUGAGAAGCCAGAGGCCAUAGAUGAAUAGUCUGAUGAGGGCUACUUUGGUUUUCCGUAUGUUCUUGGGGUCAACUAUUCUGGCAGUUUCCUGACAACCUCGUCGCUUGGCUCACCCAAUUUAAAGCUUUACUUCCGAGUCUUAGAUCCCGAGGUCAAUAAUCUUCCUCUUCCGAUUGCAUGGCC
Cadophora gregata is the source of this 1655-nucleotide messenger RNA. RefSeq lists its product as uncharacterized. Lineage: Eukaryota; Fungi; Ascomycota; Leotiomycetes; Helotiales; Ploettnerulaceae. The record is from RefSeq and is a predicted model, not a curated record. The transcript is spliced from 3 exons. Bases 757 to 1500 code for a protein of 247 amino acids.